AUGGCUUCGGGAUUACCAUCGACAAGAGGAGAAGGCAUAACGUUGGGUAUCGGUGCAAAUAAUUGCGAAUCAUCGUAUGGUAGUGUGCGCACACGAAUGGCUUGGUGCAUUAAUGCACCACUUCGCCAAGGAUGGAGCAAGAAGAUUGACAGGCCGGCUCUCUCCGAUCACAUUGCCCGCACCUUAUUCGACUCGUUGCAUCCCCACACUCACCACGAAGUAGUGGUUCCACCGAGCAGGAUACGUCGGUCCCGGCGUGCCGUCACCGCCGACACCUCAGCGCCGAUCCUCGUCCAGCAGUUACGACAGGAGCAACGCGGCGUUGGGACGGCGAGCAUUGGGACGCGCCUCGGAUGCGGAAUUCUCGGCAGUCUCGACACCAUAUCACCACGUCAUCGCCACGACGAACCAAUGUGGUCACUACUACUUCCACCGCUCGAAACGUUUGCACCCUCGCUCGACCGUCAUCCGUCACCGCGUGAUGACGCGCAUCACCGCAACGCUUGUCACGCACCCCCGAUUGUCAACUGACGCGCUCCCGCUGAGCUUCUGAUCGGUUCACCACGCAGGGAGAUGAGGAGUCACGAUGUCGCGACAGCGUGCAUGGUUUGCCAACGGAACGGAGCGAAAGCGAAGACCCACCCGCAACGGCAGCACGUGGCGCACUGACGGCUCCGCGGUCAUCUUCCCCACCUCUGCCCCCUCCAUCGUAGCGUUGUCUGCCCCUACUCGCUCCCCUCCCCGCGGCCCUGAACUGUCCCCACCACCACUCGCGAUUCUAGCGGGGCGCCGCGCCGUGCCGUGUUUCUCCCGUCCCCACCAUCGCCCAUUCCACCCACGCCCCCAUCCCACUCUUCGGAGUUCCCGAGAGUCUUUCUUCCUCGCGAGUCGCCCUUCUCGUCUUCUGUGGCGAUGUGUCUCGAGGCUGAUUUCUUUUUUUCUUUCUCCUUCUCCCUUUCGCUCUAUCUCAUUCUCUCUCUUCCCCAACCCUUCAAAUCUUUC
Molecule: messenger RNA, 1002 nt
Organism: Atta colombica
Lineage: Eukaryota; Metazoa; Arthropoda; Insecta; Hymenoptera; Formicidae
Exons: 3
Coding region: 1-531 (176 amino acids)
Source: RefSeq, a predicted model, not a curated record